Molecule: messenger RNA, 2467 nt
Organism: Hyla sarda
Lineage: Eukaryota; Metazoa; Chordata; Amphibia; Anura; Hylidae
Gene: LEO1
Product: LEO1 homolog, Paf1/RNA polymerase II complex component
Exons: 12
Coding region: 145-2394 (749 amino acids)
Biological process (GO): positive regulation of transcription elongation by RNA polymerase II; transcription elongation by RNA polymerase II
Cellular component (GO): Cdc73/Paf1 complex; nucleus
Molecular function (GO): RNA polymerase II C-terminal domain phosphoserine binding
Source: RefSeq, a predicted model, not a curated record
GUGACCGCUUCACAUUUAUAAGUUCCUAUAAUUCAGAGUAAGGCAGGGCGCUCACUUUCCCCGGGGUGAUGACUUCCUCCCGGUAGACGUCCAGUGACUUCCGCUCCUGCGCACUUCCUGUGAGGAUCCCGGUGAGGCCCGGACAUGGACGUGCUGGAGGGACUGUUCGGUAGCGAUGCAGAGUCCGACAAUGAGCAGAAAAGGAACGAAGACUCGGACUCUGGAUCUGGCUCUGACUCCGAACCAAGGAACGCCGCCGGCUCAGUGAGCAAUGCCUCUGCUAGUGACAGUGAUCGGGAGGAGGAUGAUGAUGGACAUGCUGCUUUAAAACCCAGCAACAGGGAACUGUUUGGAGAUGACAGUGAGGAUGAAGCUGGGUCCCAACACAGUGGGAGCUACAACCGCUCAGAGAGGUCUGAUAAUCAGUCUGAAGGGAACGCCCACUCCGAUCAGGAAGACAAUGACCAGUCAGACGCUGAACAGCACAGUGGCUCUGAAAACUUUCAGGAUGAAGAUGAUGAUAGAGGACACAGAUCAGACCGUAGCAGCCACCACUCUGAUGCCGAAGGGUCAGAAAAAGAGGCCCAUUCUGAAGAUGAAAAAUGGGGCAGGGAGGAUAAAAGUGACCAGUCUGAUGAUGAGGAGAAAAUUCAGAACUCAGAUGAUGAAGCACAACAUUCAGAUGAUGAGAGGAAUAUGAGAUCAGAUGAAGAGAUGCACAGGCAGUCAGAGGGAGAAGACAAUGACCACCAUCAGUCUGAUGAGGAUCGCCGGCAUCAUUCAGAUGACGAUGACAAUGAGCAAAGACAUUCUGACGAUGACAGACAGCAUUCAGAUGGAGAAGAACAGGACCAGCAACGAUCUGAUGACGAUGAGCCAAAGCUUCAACAUUCAGAGGACGAACAGGAGCGACAGCGGUCAGAUGACGAACAGGAGCGACAGCGGUCAGAUGAUGAGCGACAGCGGUCAGAUGACGAACAGGAGCGACAGCGGUCAGAUGAUGAGCGACAGCGGUCAGAUGACGAACAGGAGCGACAGCGGUCAGAUGAUGAGCAGCAGCAUUCUGACGAUGACGACCAAGAGCGCCGCUAUUCAGACGAUGAGCAAAGACAACAUUCAGAUGAUGAACCGGAGAGCCAUCGCUCUGAUGAUGAGCCGCAGCAUUCGGAUGGUGAAGAGCAAGAACGCAGAUCAGUAUCCGCAAAAGGCAGUGACAGUGAAGAGGAGAUCGUGCGCCAGAGGCCGAAAAAGAAGAAAAGGCAGUCGGACUCUGAGAUGGAUAGCGAUGGGGAAACACCCAAAGCGGGGAAGAAAGGUGCUUCUGACUUGUUUGGAGAUGCAGAUGAUAUUUCUUCAGACAGUGAUGGUGGAGAGAAGCCUCCAACGCCAGGCCAACCAAUGGAUGACGAUGGGAUGGACCACGAUCGUCCAGAGGAGGAACCUGUUCCUGAGACUAGAAUAGAAGUUGAGAUUCCUAAAGUGAACACAGACCUUGGAAAUGACUUGUAUUUUGUGAAGCUUCCCAACUUUCUUAGUGUUGAGCCCAGACCCUUUGAUCCACAAUAUUAUGAGGAUGAAUUUGAAGAUGAAGAAAUGUUGGAUGAAGAAGGAAGAACUAGGCUAAAACUAAAGGUAGAAAAUACCAUCAGAUGGCGAACCCGCAGGGACGAAGAAGGGAAUGAUAUCAGGGAGAGUAAUGCGCGUAUUGUCAAGUGGUCUGAUGGCAGUAUGUCCUUACACUUGGGUAAUGAAGUAUUUGAUGUGUACAAAGCUCCUUUACAAGGGGACCACAACCAUCUCUUUAUCAGACAAGGAACAGGUUUACAAGGUCAGGCUGUAUUCAAGACCAAGCUGACAUUCAGGCCUCAUUCCACAGACAGCGCUACUCACAGGAAGAUGACCUUGUCCCUUGCAGACAGAUGUUCUAAGACCCAAAAGAUCAGAAUUCUUCCAAUGGCAGGGCGUGAUCCAGAAUCUCAGAGAACAGAAAUGAUUAAGAAAGAAGAAGAGAGACUAAAAGCCUCAAUCCGCAGAGAAUCCCAGCAACGCAGAAUCAAGGAAAAGCAGCAUCAGCGUGGCCUGAGCGCCAAUUACCUGGAGCCUGACCGCUAUGAUGAUGAGGACGAAGGAGAAGAGUCCAUAAGUCUGGCAGCCAUCAAGAACAGAUAUAAAGGAGGAAGAGAGGAAAGAGCACGUAUCUAUUCAUCAGAUAGUGAUGAAGGGUCAGAUGAUGACAAAGCCCAGAGACUACUUAAAGCAAAGAAGCUGAACAGCGAUGAGGAGGAAGAAGGAGAACCAUCAAACAAGAGAAAAGCGGAAGACGACGACAAAGCCAACAAAAAGCCCAAGAAAUAUGUCAUUAGUGAUGAGGAGGAUGAAGAUGAGGAUUUGUAACAUGUGUAAAUAUAUUUUUCAUGUUGUACAUAGACUGAAUUCUGUUCAUUAAAUAAAUUUACAAAAUACUAAA